UAUUGUUGGAAUAAGAUGAGGAAGAGUCAAAAUUCUAGCUGGUGGUUAUGUGUAAUUAAGCACAAAAAUUUUACAUAUCUUUCAAAAAAUAUCAUGAAUUGCAACUGCAAUACAUUAUACACACUAUUAUUCAGAUGUCCUUGAACAACGUUGAAUGACUUGCUAAAAGAGGGCAAAUAGUAGGAAACACAUGUUCAAUUUAAACCCAUUUUUUAUGUGCCAUUUGGCACUGAUGAAAUUUAUACCACCUGAACUGUAAGAGCUCAGUGUUCCUUAGGGGGCGAGAAAGUCUUACAGUAAAUGGGACGGAAGAAGCCCAUACAUAGUGUUUGAACACAGGUCUUCCUCUCCACAUUAAAUCACAGUUUAAUUAUGUAGAAAUGUCUGAGUCAUACAUUACUCUCACGAAGAAGGACCUCCUUCUCCUAACUCCUUUAAAAGGGCACAAACUUGCUCCUGUUGAGAAUUUGUUUGAAAAGAACUUCCUUGCGCAGAGCCAUAUAUCCUCUAUUUAUUUUAUUAUAUUAUUAAGCUAUUUAUAUCUAUUUAUUCCUUAUUUAUCUUAUUUAAAGGGUUGCUUCAUCUGUUUUCCAAAUGUUUUUGUUUCCACACACUUCUUUCUCUUACCUGUGUCCUUUCCUCUUAAUCAUCCCACUUCCUUUUGCUCUAUCGUUUUAUCUAACUGACUCCAACCCACUUUUAUCCUUUAAUGGUCAGGUCAGAGAGGUGCACCUCUACACAGAUAAUCACAGACGAGGGAUGUAUCUACAGAUGACUCUGGACGGGAGAGUGUCAGGAAGUGAUGCUCAGAACCCUUAUAGUGUGCUGGAGCUGAAAUCAGUUAAACCAGGCCAUAUAAUCAUUAAGGGACAGUCAUCAUCUCUGUUUCUCUGUGUGGACAGUGGAGGCCAUUUGAGGGGGCAGAGGCACUACACAGAGGCUGACUGCACCUUCAGAGAACUGCUGCUGGCAGACGGAUACACUCGUUUCCUGUCCUCCCACCAUGGAUCUCCUGUGUCUCUGGCAUCAAAACAUUCCCCAGACCGGCACUCAGUCCCCUUCACUCGAUUCCUACCGCUUAGGAAUACUUUGGCAGGGGAGAGUGUGUCUGAACAACCACCAAACAGUCAGAGAUAUUUCAACAUGGACUCUGACGAUCUUCUUGGAAUGGGUCUAAAUACUAUGGUCAGUCCUCAGUUCUCACUGGACAAGUAAAGAAAAUGGACAAAUAACUGAAGGUACAUUACCUUCUGAAACUGUGGGGUUUUUUAAUCCACCAGGUAGAACCUGCAGACUUGAUUUUAUUAUGAAAUUAGUAGCUUAGUUAUUUUGGUUCUUACUAUGUUUCAGUUGGGGCAAUAUUAAUGUAACUUAUUUAUUUAUUGUGUAUGUGGUAUAUUUUGAUGGUUAUUUAAAGACUGAAUCAUUGUGAGUACAACUUCUGCGAUUUUAUGGUUAGUAGUGUGAAAGCAUGUUUGUGUCUGAGUAAGAAAUGGCUCGUGUUGCAUCAUCUUUUCCUUCUCAAUCGGAUGUGAAUGUAAAGUUCAACAAGCUUAAAAUUGUGCUACUCUGGUGUAUUUACCAGACUAGACUAAAAUAAAUAAAAAGUUUCACUUUUGUUUGUCUUUUCAGUUUUGUUU
Scatophagus argus is the source of this 1640-nucleotide messenger RNA. RefSeq names its product fibroblast growth factor 21 (gene fgf21). The record is from RefSeq and is a predicted model, not a curated record. The transcript is spliced from 4 exons. Gene Ontology annotation, cellular component: cytoplasm. Lineage: Eukaryota; Metazoa; Chordata; Actinopteri; Scatophagidae. Gene Ontology annotation, biological process: fibroblast growth factor receptor signaling pathway; cell differentiation; animal organ morphogenesis. Gene Ontology annotation, molecular function: fibroblast growth factor receptor binding; growth factor activity. Bases 595 to 1215 code for a protein of 206 amino acids.